Penaeus vannamei (Pacific white shrimp) is the source of this 1444-nucleotide messenger RNA. Lineage: Eukaryota; Metazoa; Arthropoda; Malacostraca; Decapoda; Penaeidae. The record is from RefSeq and is a predicted model, not a curated record.
AUGGCUCUACUUAUACGAUCUCGAGGACGAAACAUAAUCCGAGCAGCGCUUACUGAGGGGUCAAAGGUCAAGGCCAAAAAUCAGCGCGGUCAUGAGCUGCUGCCCAUAGGACGUGGCCUUACCUCCAAAUAUGGCUUAAAAGAUACGUGCCAGAUUCUCUCUCUCCCUCGUCUCGUUGUCGUGGACACUGAUAAGGCCAACGGGCGUGGGACAACAACUAGCUUGGGGGACGACUACUACCGCUAUGAUUCUAUCGUUCGCUUCGCCAAAGAACUGGCGCUGAACUACUCGACGGUGGAAUACCUCGAGAUCGGCCAGAGCGUUGAGGGCCGGACGCUGUUCGCUCUACUCGUCUCCAACAAGCCAAAAGUCUUGGUGAGGAAAUACAAAAGGAAAAUGAUGCAGCAGGAAAAGCAGAGAGCAGACCGGCCUCGCGAUCCACCUCUUCUGAAAUCGAAAGGCAGAAAAAAGACAAACAGAAUGAAAGGGAAGAAGCAGUUUGUCCUUAUAGAAGCUGGCGCCCACGCUCGGGAGUGGCUGUCCCCGGCGAUGGCGACGUUCCUGGCGCAGAAACUGGCAGACGCCGGGAAGAAGUUCCUGCAGCACGUGGCCGUGGUCCUCGUGCCGAUGGCCAACCCCGACGGCUACGAGUUCUCGCACACCGACGACCGGCUGUGGCGCAAGAACCGGCGCAACACGUCCAAGUCGGAGUGCAAGGGCGUCGACCUCAACCGCAACUGGUCCAAGUCGUGGGGCACGUCCGGCUCCAGCAGCAACCCCUGUUCCGAAAUCUAUCGCGGGCCCCAGAGCUUCUCCGAGCCCGAGUCGCGAGCUCUCCGGGAUCUGGCUCGCGUGUGGAUCAAGAAGUUCACGCUGUUUCUCAGCUUGCACAGCUACGGCAGCUACAUCCUGUAUCCUUGGUCCCACACCCAGACGGCGAGUGCAAGAAAUAGGCCACUGAAGAAUAUUGCAAGGAAAAUUACCAAAUACUUAAAAACUAAUGGCUACAAGAAUUUCUUGUACGGCCAAACAAGCAGCACAUUAUACCAAGCUUCCGGGACAUCUGAGGACUACAUGCUGACAGCUGGGAUAAAGUACGAUUAUACAGUCGAGCUCCCUGGCUUCAGCUUUCAAUUCAACGUCAAGAAGAUCAAGUCCGUUUCGAGAGCUUUUUGGGAAAUGUUAGUCUGCAUCUUCGGCGAUAUUGGGAAGCAGAAGAAAUUGAAGGAAUAUUGCUCGAAGCGAAUUGUCAAGAUAAUGUUGGAAGAUGGGUCGAGUUACAGUGACUGGGUGGAUAAGGAGAUUCCCCUUGAUGAGGCGAAGGACAUCGUUAGAGAAAAGUAUAAGGAAAAACAUAAGAAUAAAGUUCAGACUACAACUGCUGUUAAUACUAGUUUGCCCGCAGCUACAAAGGAAACGAUGGGUGGAUUCUGAUAAAUAUUGU